Messenger RNA from Colias croceus (clouded yellow), 5701 nucleotides. It is a transcript of the gene FBXO11, whose product is annotated as F-box only protein 11. The transcript is spliced from 14 exons. Gene Ontology annotation, biological process: regulation of apoptotic process; ubiquitin-dependent protein catabolic process; protein ubiquitination. Gene Ontology annotation, molecular function: zinc ion binding; protein binding. NCBI's taxonomy places the organism in Eukaryota, Metazoa, Arthropoda, Insecta, Lepidoptera, Pieridae. The coding region runs from base 306 to 3134 and encodes 942 amino acids. The record is from RefSeq and is a predicted model, not a curated record.
UCCGACGGCGGCCAUAUUUUACUUACAGAGAGUCGCCCUUUGCUAUUUAGGGAAGUGUUAAUUUUGGUCAUAUUUUAGUGAAUAAUGGUUUUUAUGAGUUAAUAGUAUCAUUUUUAAUAUCAGUGAUCAGUGCGCUUUAUGAAAUAUAAUAAAUAUCUUGCCAAACUUUGACUGAUGUGGAGUUAUCAAUAUUUCCUGUUUCGGUUCCCCAAUCUAUUCUAAACAGAAAAUGGCCGACGGUGUUGGUGCGGGUGUCUCCUUUGUUUAGGCUGAUUUCCAGUGAAAAUAAAAGAGUUAAAGAAAUAAUGCCUAGUGCCUCGUUUUCAUCUUCGCGUUCUUACGUCCGUAGAUCGCGAAGAAAAGGCGGACAUAGGAUACCAUUACCAUCCAGGACACAAUCAAGCGAACCAUGUGAAUCGGUGCCGUGCCCGAACAACGUGACAGGCAGCGCGAUGGCAGCGACGGCGUGCGCGGGGCCGAGCGGCAGCGGCGGCGGCGGCUCGCCCCCCGUGCCCGCCGCGGCGCCCGCCACCACGGCCGGCCACCACAGCCCGUACGACCUGCGGAGGAAGUCGCCGCCCGCGUACCACGAGCCCGGCCCCUCGGGUGCCUGCUCCUUGCCCGCCAGGAAGAGACCUAGGACUGUUGUCAUUUGCAGAUCGCUGUCACAGGGCGUAGAUGUGUGCAAUGUGUCGCAGUACCUGCAAUAUGAACUUCCGGACGAAGUAUUACUUUGUAUACUAUCCCAUCUCACCGAGCGCGACUUGUGCCGCGUCGCGCAGGUCUGCAAGCGGUUCAAUACAAUCGCUAACGACACUGAACUUUGGAAAAGCCUGUAUCAGUCGGUGUUCGAAUACGAUACGCCGUUAAUGCACCCCGCACCGUGCCAGUUUGAGUUCGUAGCGCCUGACGAGUGUGAAGCCGACAAUCCCUGGAAGGAGAGUUUCCGACAGCUAUAUUAUGGCCUCCAUGUGCGACCUAAUUAUCGCCUCAAGAAAGACUCUCGUAUAAAACAUUUUAAUACUAUAAGGGCGGCUCUCGAGUACGUGGAGGAGCGCUGCGGCGGCGGCAGCGGCUCGGGCGCGGCGAGCGGCGCGGGCGGCAGCAGCCCGGCGGUGGCGGGCGCCAGCACGGGCGCGUGCGGCUGCGGCGCGGGCGCGUGCUCGUGCCGCCGCGCCGCCGCCUCGUCCGCCGGCCCCGCGCCCGCGCUCGUCUUUGUACACGCGGGACUGUAUCAGGAGGAGUGCCUCGCUAUCGAUACGGAUAUACAGCUUAUCGGUUGCGCGGCGGGCAACGUGGCCGAGUCAGUCGUGCUCGAACGCGAAGCGGAAUCAACGCUCACGUUCGCUGAGGGAGCGUCGCGCGCGUACGCGGGCCACAUGACGCUCAAGUUCUCGCCCGACGCGACCAGCACGAUGCAGCACCACAAGCACUACUGCCUCGAGGUGUCCGACAACUGCUCGCCCACCGUCGACCACUGCAUCAUACGGAGCGCUAGUGUCGUUGGCGCCGCAGUAUGCGUAUCGGGCGCGGGCGCGAACCCAGUAAUCAAGCACUGCGACAUCAGCGACUGCGAGAACGUCGGCCUGUACGUGACGGACUACGCGCAAGGCGCGUACCAAGACAACGAGAUAUCUCGCAACGCGCUCGCCGGUAUAUGGGUGAAGAACUUUGCCAACCCGAUCAUGCGCCGCAAUCACAUACACCACGGGCGCGAUGUCGGCAUCUUCACGUUUGAGAAUGGACUGGGUUAUUUCGAGGGGAAUGAUAUACACAACAACCGAAUCGCUGGUUUCGAAGUGAAGGCGGGCGCGAACCCGACGGUCGUUCAUUGCGAGAUACAUCACGGGCAGACGGGCGGCAUCUACGUGCACGAGUCGGGCCUCGGCCAGUUCAUCGAUAACAAGAUACACUCGAACAACUUCGCGGGCGUGUGGAUCACGUCCAACAGCAAUCCGACCAUACGCAGGAACGAGAUAUACAACGGCCACCAGGGCGGCGUGUACAUAUUCGGCGAGGGGCGCGGUCUCAUUGAGCACAAUAAUAUUUAUGGGAACGCGCUGGCUGGGAUUCAGAUUCGCACAAAUAGUGAUCCAAUAGUAAGGCACAAUAAAAUUCACCAUGGACAGCAUGGUGGUAUAUACGUGCACGAGAAAGGACAGGGUUUAAUAGAAGAGAACGAGGUGUAUGCCAAUACGUUGGCCGGAGUGUGGAUCACUACCGGCUCUACACCCGUUCUUAGGCGUAAUCGGAUUCAUUCGGGAAAACAGGUUGGCGUGUACUUUUAUGAUAAUGGCCAUGGUAAAUUAGAAGACAAUGAUAUAUUUAACCAUUUAUAUUCUGGUGUGCAAAUCAGAACAGGGAGCAAUCCCGUAAUUAGGGGCAAUAAGAUAUGGGGAGGCCAGAAUGGCGGAGUUUUAGUUUAUAAUGGCGGUCUUGGCUUAUUAGAACAGAAUGAAAUAUUUGAUAAUGCCAUGGCCGGGGUCUGGAUAAAAACAGACUCUAAUCCCACCUUAAAAAGAAAUAAGAUAUUUGAUGGUCGCGACGGCGGCAUAUGCAUAUUUAAUGGAGGAAAGGGCAUACUAGAAGAGAACGACAUAUUCCGCAACGCGCAAGCGGGCGUGUUGAUAUCGACGCAGAGCCACCCGGUGCUGCGGCGGAACCGCAUCUUCGACGGGCUCGCGGCCGGCGUUGAGAUCACCAACAACGCUACCGCUACGCUCGAGCACAAUCAGAUAUUUAAUAAUCGGUUUGGAGGUUUAUGUUUAGCGUCUGGCGUGUCGCCGCUGGUGCGGGGCAACAAAAUAUUUAGCAAUCAAGAUGCCGUCGAGAAGGCGGUCGGCGGCGGCCAGUGUCUCUACAAGAUAUCUUCCUAUACAUCCUUCCCUAUGCACGAUUUCUAUAGAUGCCAGACGUGUAACACGACAGACCGCAAUGCAAUUUGUGUUAAUUGUAUUAAAACGUGUCACUCGGGACACGAUGUUGAAUUUAUACGCCAUGACAGAUUCUUCUGCGACUGCGGCGCCGGCACGCUGUCGAACCAGUGCCAGCUGCAGGGCGAGCCGACGCAGGACACGGACACGCUGUACGACUCGGCCGCGCCCAUGGAGUCGCACACGCUCAUGGUCAACUGAGCCGCCGCGCCAGCCCUCAGCCCCUCCGCGCACGCGCCGUGUUGCAUAGCGUCGUCCGGCACGAGUGUGUGUCAUGUUGCAUAGCGUCCGCGUCGUCCCCAACGAGAGUGUGUCAUGUUGCAUAGCGUCGUCCCGUACGAGAGUGUGUCAUGUUGUAUAACUUCCCAGAUGGGUCAUGUUGCCCAACUAGAGUCUGUCAUGUGGGGUAACGUCGUCCCCUACGAGAGUAUGGCAUAGCGUCGACCCAGAUGGAUGUGUGUCGUGUUGCAUAGCGUCGUCCCAGAUGGGUGUGCAAUGUUGCAUAGUAUCGUCCUAACUGUGUGUCAUGUGGCAUAGCAUCGUCCCCCACGAGAGUAUGUUAUGUUGGAUGAUGUCGUCCGAACUUCGUGCAUGACACGCAGUUAGGCAUAAUGUCGUCCCAGCGGUUACUUUAAAUGAUAAUUGGUGAUAAAGGCAAUGAAAUAGAUGGUUACAAUGUAUUUGAUAUCACAAGGGAAUUGAUAUGAAGUUGAAAUGGAUAGCACUUUUCGACAUUGGAAAAGGCAAUAAGUACUCUGGGAGGGCAAAAGUACCUAUAGACAAGAUAAUUGUGUUUUGAAUAUUGUCAUUAAUAUGUAUUAAUCCAGCAUUGUUGCUCAAUUCAGUAUUUUGAAUGAAAGUACUAAAUGAACUAUAUUAUACCACCACCUUUUUACUAAUGUUAUUUGUUUCGAAUAUCUCAUUUACAAGACACUUACUGGAUUACUUUUAAACAUAUUGUAUGGCAAAUACAAAAUGCAGAUAUGCAAUAAUAAAGCUUAUUGCACUGGCAUGAGGGCUAUUUUCUCUCGCUAAUAGAAUUUCAUUGAGUAUUAUGUUUUGAUAAAAUGAAAUCCUCUUAGUUGAAGUUAUACUAUACUUUUUUUCAUAGCCCUAACCCAGUCCUGGGACAAAUUUUAUAGGAAUUGAUGGGAUUUUGUGAUGUGAUUGCAACAUGACAUUGUACAUACACUGAUUAUAUUUGUCUCACAGUCAUUCUAUUAAUGUAAUUUAGAUUUGAUACAAUGUAUUCUUUCGGUUUACUUUAUUAUUGUAUCUUCAAUGAAAUAAGCGACACUGCCUGUUGAAUUCUAAUUAGUACUAAUAUAUUAUAUAGAAAGGAUUUCCACUAAGGUACAAGAUUUGCUUGCUCGUUUUACACGGAUUUAUGUUAAUAGAAUGACCGUGAAUCACGCGUUCAUCUAAGUAAUAAGUCAUUGAAUGUCGCGCUCUAGCUAUUAUUUUUAUUACCUAAAACUAUUCACAUUUCGCCGAGUCGCUGAUUCACAAACGGUUGUGCCCUAGCGUUCAUACUCAACAUGAAUAUUUUGUAAAUUUAGACGACGAAAAUUAUAUCAUUCAUUGUGUCGCUACGCUAAUUGUAUAUGUAGGUGUGUUUUAUCGUCGGUACUUAAUUAUGUAUUUCGUCAUGUAGUAUCGUGCAUUCCCAAUUUGUAAUCAUACACCAUAAUCUCAAAAUCACGUUGAUAUUUAGAAUAUUUGUUUGAUUUAUAAGAUGUACUGAUAGCGAUCUUUAUAUUGUAAUAGGUGUACUGUAGGUCAGUAAUCAUGGGAAGAUGUCGUUUUUGUUUUAGAACGAUCGGAGAGUUUUUUCGUUUGUAAAAGUAUUAUCCAGCGACUGUGCCAGUCAGGAUUGCUCACUGUAAUAUAACAUUAAGUAUUUUUUAACUAUUUGACAAGAUUUCUUUUUUUUUUUUACAAUGGAGCAUUUAUUUUUAAGCUUUCCUGACAUUAGGGGUUUUCUGCCGGUUUUAGUUAAUAAAAAUAUGAAUAAAUGUGGGAGUGUGGUGUAGGGCGGGCGCGUUCGGUUUCCACUCUCGGCUAGGAGUCCGCCUCGCCUAACUAAUUCGGCGCUCCUAACGUGCUUGUAAAUAUUUAUGUCACACAAUAAUCGAAAAUGUAGUUAUUAAUGUAUUUGUAUCAUUAUAUUUUUAUUAUUGAUCACAAUAUGUAUGUUUAAUUAUAAUGAAUUACGUACGUCAUGCUCAGCAAUGGAUCGCGGGAAGCGCACGAGCAGCUAGUUAGUGUAUAUUGUAAUACAAGUGGAACGAAGUGCGCGUUCACAUGAAAAGAUCUUAGGUACAAUUGUUAAUUUAAAUGUAUUGAUAUCGAUCGAGAAGCAAUGUUAAGAUAGAAGGAAGUCGCCGCGAGCGACAGGAGUGCUAUAGCGGUAAGUUUAUCGGAUAAGCUAUGAAAAUCUAAAUUACUCUGUAAUCACUAUUGCAAGUUUCCAAUCGUUCAAUCGUCUCCAUAGCACGGUAUGUUCUGAAUCUGCUUUUUUAUAAUUCUCAAUCUGUGAUCAUCGCUAAUUAUGUAAGAGAAAUAAUUUAGUUCAUCACGUACAGAAUUUAUAAGACUUAUUAUUGUACUAAUUCAAAAUUAUUGUGGCGGCUUAAUGUAAUUGAAUGUGAAAUUGUUAUUUAUUUAAUUGUCAGUAUGUUCUUAAUUUAUUAAAUUAAAUCUGGAUAUUAUGUUUAUACCUGAGAAUACCACUGUAAAAGCCGUGAUAUACAUCAUAUAAUAUUAUA